CCCGAGAUAGAAAGACAGUUUUCUAAUUAUAGUAGUUAAUGACUAAAUGCAAUCGUGAUCUCAAUUAGCUGUCUGAUUAAUUGUCUGACAUUUGCCACGCUCUGCCGUGUUGCUGAGUCACCUUGCUUGAAAUUCACUCAUAUAAAUACCAUUUUUUUUCUCUCCAAACGACAAAAAAGAAGUUAGGAUUCUUGCUACAUAUUGGGUUUGACGGGAAAAUUGGAUUCUGCAUCAGGACUCCAGAGAAUGGAAGGUGGAUGUGAGACAAAGUUAUCUACUGAUGAAUUGGAAUCUGUCGAAUUUGGGAAUCAAAAUGCUGCAUUGAUAGGGAUUGGAUUAGGGAAUCAUGGGUGCUUGCAUUACAGAAGGAGAUGUAAGAUUAGAGCACCAUGUUGCAAUGAGAUGUUUGAUUGCAGGCAUUGCCAUAAUGAAGCUAAGAAUUCCCUGGAAUGUAAUCCUCUGGAGCGGCAUGAAAUUCCACGCCAUGAAGUUGAAAAGGUCAUUUGCUCCCUAUGUGACACAGAACAAGAUGUUCAACAGUAUUGCAUCAAUUGUGGAGUCUGUAUGGGGAAGUACUUCUGUGCUAAAUGCAAAUUCUUUGACGAUGAUGUUUCUAAAAACCAAUACCACUGCAAUGACUGUGGUAUAUGCAGAAUUGGAGGUGAGGAGAACUUCUUUCAUUGCAACAAAUGUGGAUGUUGCUAUUCGAAAUUAAUGAGGGAUGCACAUCGUUGUGUGGAGAGAGCAAUGCACCACAACUGCCCUGUUUGCUUUGAGUUUCUUUUUGAUACAAUGAAGGAUAUAACUGUCUUACCUUGUGGACACACAAUGCAUUUGGAAUGUUUGAGAGAGAUGGAGCAACAUUAUCGGUACUCUUGCCCAGUCUGCUCAAAGUCUAUCUGCGAUAUGUCCAUAUUGUGGAGAGAGCUUGAUCAGGAGAUUGCCUCAACCCGGAUGCCUGCCAUAUACCAAAAUAAGAUGAUAUGGAUUCUCUGCAACGACUGCGGAGCCACUUCCCGUGUCCAGUUCCAUAUUGUGGCACACAAAUGCCUGAAUUGUGAGUCCUACAAUACCAGACAGACGCGCGGAGGCCCUGCUGCUUCAUUCUCAUCAGUGAUGGCUGAGAUGAUGGUACAGAUCUUGCAUGCAUACGGAAUUCAGGAUGUUCUUGUUCAAAAUUCAGUCAUUAAAUCUUAUUCUGGUCCAGGAAGUUCCAUGGAAGCAGGAAAUCCUGGGACAGCUUUGUCCCUUCCAAACUCUUAAUUUUCUCAAUCUAGCAGGGAUUUGCGUUUACCCACUUAUGACCUUUGGACUAGGAAUUUCAAACUUGGCAUUGGGCAAUGAUUUGACAAGCACUCAGACAGUGCCACCAUUAGAACAAACAGCACAGCAGGUUUUGUAGUAAUACACAAAAAUUGGUCGGGCAUGACUUUCUUUAAGGGAGCAAGAAUCUCAACUCUGAACCUUAGCCCUAAGCUACCUAUAUCCAAAUUUUUAAUAUUAACCCUUUGAUUCAAACCCCAUGGGAGCAUUGAUGUCUCUUGUCCCUAUUUCUUACAGAAACCUGUAAAAGAACAGAACCCUAGGCAUUCUUAAAAACCUGUGUAUAGUGUUAUUAAUGUGGACAGACAUACACUUAAACCAUUAUACAAACAAAACUAACAGCUUUCAUCACAGAGAUUAAAUGUCUUCCAGUCACACUGAUCAUUGCUUUUUUCUUUUUUUGUUAUGACCAUAAGAUUUAUAUAAUACCCAUUCUUCCAAU
Molecule: messenger RNA, 1765 nt
Organism: Theobroma umbraticum
Lineage: Eukaryota; Viridiplantae; Streptophyta; Magnoliopsida; Malvales; Malvaceae
Product: E3 ubiquitin-protein ligase RZFP34-like
Biological process (GO): protein ubiquitination; ubiquitin-dependent protein catabolic process
Cellular component (GO): nucleus
Molecular function (GO): ubiquitin protein ligase activity; zinc ion binding
Source: RefSeq, a predicted model, not a curated record